Molecule: messenger RNA, 2038 nt
Organism: Fomitiporia mediterranea MF3/22
Lineage: Eukaryota; Fungi; Basidiomycota; Agaricomycetes; Hymenochaetales; Hymenochaetaceae
Product: DUF676-domain-containing protein
Exons: 7
Coding region: 77-1690 (537 amino acids)
Source: RefSeq, a predicted model, not a curated record
CUAACUCUCCUUAUUCACCUUCGAAACACUUUCAUCUCCUGUAAAAAUUCAUUGAAACUUGCUACUACUGCUCAAGAUGUCUGUGCGUAACGUCCACCUCCUCAUCCUUGUUCACGGGAUGUGGGGGAACCCAGCGCAUUUGGCGGAGAUGUGUCGUAUCAUUAAGGAGUCUAAGGGUCCUGACUCUCUCCACCAUUCGAAAAAUUCAACCUCGAAGGAAAGUGCCAAUGACGGUGAUGAUGUGGAGCUGGACGUGUUGGUCGCGAAGACGAAUAGGGACGAGUCGACGUAUGAUGGGAUUGAUUGGGGAGGGGAGAGGGUUGCUGAUGAGGUGCUGAAGAGAGUCGACGAGAUUGAGAAAGGCGGCGGGAAGGUGGUGAAGUUCUCUAUUGCGGGGUACAGCCUAGGCGGUCUUCUCUCUCGUUACGUCGUCGGUAUCCUCUACCAACGCAAUUUCUUCACUCACAUCAAGCCAGUCAACUUCGCCACUUUCGCAACCCCGCAUAUCGGGCUUGUUCGGGCUGCGUCGCUUUGGUCGACCAUCACCUGGUUUUUGGGACCGAGGAUGUUGAGUCGGACGGGAGAGCAGUUCUAUGCGGUUGAUAAGUGGGGUGUGAGUGGACGGGCUCUGUUGGAGGUUAUGGCUGAUCCUAAGGAGAUAUUCUACCAAGCUUUAUGUCUGUUCGAGCAUAUACGUAUUUACGGAAACGCCGUUAAUGACUUGACCGUACCAUAUUCUACCGCGCUCAUCGAACCCAUAGAUCCGUUUGUAGACCGUUCCAAGACAGGUAUCAACGUAGAAUUUGACCCGAAAUACGAGCCGAUAAUGCUUUCGUACAGUACACCCGAUACGCCCCCCGUCAAAGUCGUGCCAAAACCUCUGUCACCGGCGUGGUUCAAGAGUUUUAACCCGUCGCGAUUCCUCCCUCCGCCGCUUCAGUCGCUUAAGUUCCCGCUUAAUGUCCUCGCCUUGGUACUACUCCCGGUCCUCAUUCCAGCCUUCCUCUCCAUGAUCCUCGUCCGUCUCUCUCUCCACACCCGUUCCUCACGCGCACGUAUCCGACUUCUCGAAGGUAACGAAAACGCACUCGUGCACGCGGUCUCACGCUUUGAACGCGGGAUCGAAGAAGCAGUGGUAGAUGCUAUCGAGGACGACCAGGGGUCAACUCUCACUCCACCGAGGAGGGAGAAGUCUUUUACGGAUGUGAAUGGUGAAGCGUUGGACGCUUCGUCUUCUUGGUUCACUCCUCCGCCUGCCAAGACACAAAAGACUGCGGAUCACACCCGUACACCAUCCAAACCAAAAGCGAAAUUCGAACUCUCACUCUCCUCAGCUUCAACUUCCAGACCCGACUCCCCCCUCUCCUCUCCCACCUCCGCCUCCGCCCCACACUCCGAACUGCAUUCCGAACUCCACUCCGAAGCAGCCUCCGAAUCCGAAGAAGACAACGACGACACAGACUCCCUCGACACACUCUCCACACCGGACGCCCAACCCGUCCUAACCCCUCAACAACUCCAAAUGAUUCGCAAGUUGAACGCAUUACCGAGAAUGACGAAACAUCGUGCGUAUAUUGAUCCGUUGAGGAACUCACAUGCGACGAUUGUUGCGAGGGAUGUGGUUGGGUAUGCGUUUCAUAAGAGGGGGUGGGGAGUUUUGAGGCAUUGGGCGGAUGCGUUUGAGGUGUGAAGUGUGAGAUGUGACUCAUGAGAGAUGUGGAUUUAAUGCGUGGAUUGCGUGUGUGCGUGCAUACAUACACGCUGUAUACUCUGUGCUGGUUGGUGGGAUGCCGUUAUCAAUGCGUUGCAACCAGCGUACUACUGCUGGUCUGGUGAUAUGCAUAUUGAUACUUCCUGUCUUUACUCGCUUUCAUUUCAUUUCUAUGGUUCGUUCGGUCACUGUCCACGAUUCUAAUCAUUUACGUAGAGAAAAUACUGUAGAAGAUAAUUAUGGACUCCUUAUUCUCGUCUCGACUAGUAAACUAGCUCUAAUGAGUAUACCAUGUGUUAAUUCGAGCUAAUUACACUAAUAGUAUUA